AUGCUUUGCCAAUUAUGCUCGGGCUUUGAUUUGAAAGCUAUCAUGCAACUCAAACUCGAGCCGCGUCUCCAACGUAUCCGGAUUGCCGAUGAAAGCUGGAGCGAUUUCGAUGUAUGCGAUAGUGUUAUCUACUUCUACCUCAACGAAUACCCUACCUCAGACUAUCAACCUGAAAAUCACGUUAUUCCGUACCACAAAACAUUUGAUGAUCUAUAUCAAGCGUCUGAAGAAUGUGAUCUUUGCCGAGCUCUACUACUACACAGUGCCAUGGGUAUGAUUAGAUUUCGGAAGGACGUAGAAGACGACUAUUGGGGAGAGCAUGGUCCAUCUGGUGAGGAGCUGCUUUUAUGCGGCCUUGAUUCAGGCCAGGGGAUUCAGUUGAUGGCAUCAGAUGGCAGUCGUGACUCGCCGUCUUAUGCGCUGUUGGGAGGAGUAGGCUUUUAUGUCGACAAAGAUAGUCCCAUUAACCAAACUAUCCACGGGCGUACUAUCCUGGAAUCACCCCAACCUGAAGAUAUCCUCAGUCCCAUCAAACAAUGGCUUUCGAACUGUUUGACUCACCAUCAACAUGAGAAAACUAACACAAUGAAGCCCACUCGCCUUUUGAAAUAUGAACACAAAAACGGAAAGGUAUCGCUAUGUUCUUCUAUCAUCUCAGACAUCAAGUAUGCCGCCCUAAGUCAUUGUUGGGGGGACGUGCAGCCACUCACACUCAACACUGCCACUAAAUACCAACUUGAAGAAGGAAUACCUAUCGAAGCCUUCCCCAAAACGUUCAAAGAUGCCUUCUGGUUAGUUCAUGAAUUAGGGAUCUCUUAUAUCUGGAUCGACAGUCUUUGUAUCUUGCAGGACGACAAAGACGACUGGUUGCACGAGUCAUCGCGAAUGGGUGAUGUAUACGGAAACGCAUUUCUUACCAUCGCCGCUACUAGGGCAGGAAACUGCUCGGACGGGUUCUUGGGAUCUAGAAAGGGCCGCGAAUAUAUAAAUGUUCGCUUUUAUCAAGACGAGAUGGAGGACAAGGUUGCUGUAUCUCCGAUGCCUCUCGAUCGUAUUGUAGCUGGAGCCAGCAUCAUCGAUAUGGAAGAAGAGCUGUUAUCGAAACGUGCUUGGGCCCUUCAGGAACGAUAUCUGUCAACCCGAACAGUACACUUUGCGAGUGAUCAAAUGUACUUCGAAUGUCAAUCAGGCUUUCAACCGGAGGAUAAUCACAUGAAGAACAAUGAUAGCGACCCAGACUUUAAAAUACGCAGAAGGAUGGCAGCAUCAGACAAAAACCAGCAUCGAGAUGCUUGGGCGGCUAUCGUUCGGAGGUACACAGAUCGAUAUCUGACUGUGGAAAGUGACAAGCUCCCAGCAAUCGGGGGCUUGGCUGCCCGCGUGUUCAACGAACAAAUUCUCAAUGACCCUGGCGAAGAGUAUCUUGCUGGUCUCUGGAGGGGCAAUCUUCUCUGGGACCUAGUUUGGGCAGCUAGUGAACAAGAUGAAUCAAGAAGCAUUCCAAAGAGUUACAUGGCGCCAUCCUGGUCUUGGGCCUCCAUCAACCAGCCUGCAUUCUUCCAAGGUCCAGAGGAUAUCCAAAGUCUUGCUAUUGUCAAAGACGCAAAGGUUGAUCUGGAAAACCUUGAGAACUCAUUUGGCCGAGUAACCGGUGGUUGGGUCCACGUGUGUUGCGUUAAACUUCACCCAUGCAGUGUGAAUGUGGAUGACAACCGCUUAUAUUUCGGUGAGGGAGACGUGGUUUUUAGUGCCAAGGUAGAACUUGACCCUCCUAGGUUCAACCAGCCUUCAGUCAGUCUGGCGGACUACGAGGAAAAGGAGUCCGACUUGGUUGUAGUUCCCGUAACAUUGCGCUUUGACGCUAGAAACCCUCGAUACGAAGACCACGACAUCGUUCGCGGUGCCUAUUUUCUGAUACUUGUGUCAUCAACGUCUUUGGAAGGUCCACCCAACGGCGCUCCUCGUUAUCGGAGAGUCGGUCUCGGGACUUCAUUUGAGGAGGUUGAAUACGAAGAUGCAAGAAAACAAAUGAGAGACAGAUGUCUAACGGCAAUAGAACAGGGGACAUUGGAAGAUAUUAUUAUAGUAUAA
This is a messenger RNA of Fusarium poae, 2091 nucleotides long. RefSeq lists its product as uncharacterized. NCBI's taxonomy places the organism in Eukaryota, Fungi, Ascomycota, Sordariomycetes, Hypocreales, Nectriaceae. The transcript is spliced from 2 exons. The record is from RefSeq and is a predicted model, not a curated record. The coding region runs from base 1 to 2091 and encodes 696 amino acids.